AUGCCAUCACAAAUCCUCUCGCAGACAGAAGGCAGGCAGUACACAGCCGCAAAGAGCACAGUCGUGAUCUCGUAUGUGCUCUCAGUGAUUGGUGUUUUCUACUAUUUCGCCUUGGGCCACUUUGGCAAGUCUUACUUCACCCCUUUCACCGCCUCGCAAAUCAUAAUAGUGCUUUACUGCAUUGUGACGCUUCUCUUGCAGCUCCUCUUUAUUGUGCAGUCGUUUUUCAACACAAACGUGUCUUCCAGCAACCAGGCAAACAUUUUGGCGGUGGUCGGACCACAUUUCUCCAUUAACAACAUCCUCAACUUCUUCUGGUGCUACUUUUUCAUCCGCAGGAACUUCCUUGUGGCCGAGAUCAUCCUCCUUGUCAACCUUAUCAACCUCCUCUCGCUCUAUUUCACGCAUAAAACCGUCUCCAUCAAGAGUGCAUCUGAUUGGCUAGUUGUGCACUUCCCAACCUGCGGUUUGCCGCUUUCCUGGACGCUUUAUGCGAUUUUCUGGAACGGUGCGUGCCUCUUCCACUCCCACUACGAGUCGCUUUUGCCUCGGUUGAUCGCAAAUGUCUUGAUUUGGGAGUUUCUCGUCACACCACUUGCACUUUUGAUCUUGUACAAGGACUGGUCUGUUUCGCUUUCCACGAGUUUCUUGAUGCUCGGACUCGGUCUCAAGCAGUUCUUCAACAAGGCCAUUGCGUUACAGUGGAUAUUUGCCUUCGUUAUCUCCGGAAUCGACUUCCUGGCCUCUAUUUUGUGUAUUGUGCGGUCUUCUUUGGCAAAUCGCAACACACAGACCAAUUCCGACGAGGAGGCACCUUUGUUGAGUUAG
Brettanomyces bruxellensis is the source of this 828-nucleotide messenger RNA. RefSeq lists its product as uncharacterized. Bases 1 to 828 code for a protein of 275 amino acids. The transcript has a single exon. NCBI's taxonomy places the organism in Eukaryota, Fungi, Ascomycota, Pichiomycetes, Pichiales, Pichiaceae. The record is from RefSeq and is a predicted model, not a curated record.